Molecule: messenger RNA, 2400 nt
Organism: Pneumocystis jirovecii RU7
Lineage: Eukaryota; Fungi; Ascomycota; Pneumocystomycetes; Pneumocystales; Pneumocystaceae
Exons: 6
Coding region: 1-2400 (799 amino acids)
Molecular function (GO): protein binding
Source: RefSeq, a predicted model, not a curated record
AUGGAAGAAAAUACGGACCUUGAAAUAUUAAAAAAACUAAUUUGUGAAACUCAAAAUUCUAGCAAAGAUGAUACUACUUUUAAUUUUAGUCACAAAAAAAUAAAAACUAUUCCAAAAGAAAUUAUAAAUAUCAUUAAAGAUAAAGCAUUCAGGAAUUUAUAUUUUUGUUUCAUAAAAAAAAUACUUAUUAUUUUUAGAAUAGCUCUUGGACAUAAUCAGCUAAGUUUUUUUCCUAAUGAAAUAAAGAAAUUGUCACGAUUAAGAUAUCUUAAUAUUCGUGCAAAUAUAUUCAAAGAGUUCCCAAGUGUUCUAAAUAUUCAGCUUUGCGAUCUACCAUCUUUAGAAAUUCUUGAUAUAAGUAGAAAUAAAAUUCGCCAUCUGCCUUAUGAUUUUGGCAACCUUAUGUCCUUAAAAGUUCUUUCAAUUUCAAGAAAUAGAUUAAAGAUAUUACCACAGUAUAUUUCAAAAAUGGACAAUCUUAAAAUUUUAAAAAUUGAUCAUAACCCUAUAAUAUUUCCUCCAAAAGAAAUUAUAUAUUUCGAAGGAGAAGAAAAAGACAUGCUUCCUUGGCUUAAUAAUGUAAAAUCAUUCUUAUCUACUCAUAAAAACGAUUUUAUUCAAAAUAUUGAGGAACAAUAUUUAAUUAGUGAAAGUGAAAAAGACGAUUCUAAUAAUAUAACAUGCCAAGAAAAAAAGGCUUUAAAUAUGUCUUCUGAAAUACAACAUAAUAUAUUAACAAAUAAAACAACACUUAUAUCUCCAUCGUUACUGGAAAAAGAUCUAUCAAAGUCGACAAAAAAUGAUCAAAACAAAAGAGACAAUGUAUCUUUUUCAUUCUUAACUUUACCAGCAAAAAUAUCAUUAAAUAAUUCUGAAAAUAAAAAUGACCAAAAAUCUAUUGAUAAAAUAGGAGAUCAAAUGAAUAAUCAUUAUAAAAAAAUAUCUCAUACCUCAAAAAUAACUAAUAACUUAAAAAACGCUAAUACAAAUUUUAAAUUUCCUAAAAACGGUAUCCAAAAAAAUCCAGAUAUUUAUUUCAAAUGCUUUUCAACAAUCCCAGAAACCAAACGCAUUUUUUUAAAAUCCAUAAAAGUUAUAGAAACUUCUAGAGGUAUUUUAUUUUCUUUAUCACAAGUUUAUCAAGGAAUAAGACAAUAUGUUAUAUUUUGUACAGAUCCUUCUAUAAAAGGAACAAUUAACUUAUUUCUUUACACUGCUAAUAUACAUAUCGAAGCAUUAGCAAAUGCAUUAGAAGAACAUGAAACGAAAAACCCUAACUCUGAGCCUUCUGAUGUAAUUUCUGCAUGUUGCGCAUGUAUUGAAGCUUUUAAACAAGUUAUUGGAAUUUUUCAUAAACAUAUAAAAAAAAUAACAAUGAAAGCGGACAUUCGUUAUACUAGAACCCUUCUUUUAUUGCUUUAUGGUGCUGCAGUAGAAAUUCAAAAUUCUUGGAUACUUUUGGCAUCAGCAUUACCUUUAAAAUCUUUUAAUGCUAAUACUUUUUCUUGUAAAAAUUAUUCGUCUAGUGAUUCCACUUUACCACAUCAUUCUACUCUUAAAUCUUUAUCAAAUAUAUCAGUGGCUAACUCUACUAUUUCGACAAUUAAUACAUCUAAUAUUAAUCCAAAACCAGUUACAAUGUUAUCUAAUUUAAGUCAAACUGAAUUACCCAAUACUCAGACCUCAUCAAUCAUUACUCAAUAUUUAGAAUUAACAGAUCUCUCUAAAACAGAUACAGAUGAACAUCUUUUCGAAAAAAUAUUAGCAGCAACAACAAUAACACUUUCUGUUUUAACAUUAUUAGAAAAUGAAAUUACCCAAAAUACUACUAUAACAUCUAAAGAAAGAUAUUCCACAACAUCUAUAAAUUCUAAAAUUAAUGUAAAACUAAGAGAACUUAUUACAAUGUCAAUAAAUGCAAAAGGUGCUGCACAAAAACUUAAAAAUCAAUUAAAAAGUAUUAAAGAAAACAAUAUCUCAAAUUAUAAACGAAAAUUUUGGGAAGAUACAAACGCAUUCGUGAAGUCUAUAAUAGCUAUAGCAGCUUUAGCAAAACUUGUCUCAACAGAAUUCCCAUUUUCAAAAUCAAUACUUUCAGGAUUAUCUACAGUUACAAGAUCAACUAAAGAAUUAACAAUUUUACUUUCUAUAUCAUCUUUUAGAUUCAUAGCAGAACCACAAACUGCUGCUAUACGGUCAAAAACAUUUUCUCCAAUACCUCAAUCAUCUACAUCUAUAUCUACUAAUUCUACAACUCCAUCUACUGAACUCGAAACAUCAACACAAACACCACGCUUAUCUCCAUCAUACCUUUCGUCAAUAACACCAAAUAUUAUUAGUAAUCCUGAAUCUAUAGAUAAAAUCAAUCUAUCUAUAGCACAUACAUUAAAAUCAGUAUAA